This is a messenger RNA of Ceutorhynchus assimilis (cabbage seed weevil), 492 nucleotides long. NCBI's taxonomy places the organism in Eukaryota, Metazoa, Arthropoda, Insecta, Coleoptera, Curculionidae. The record is from the annotation of a GenBank genome assembly.
AUGAAGAAAUUUCAAGAAAAUAAGACAAUCUACAAAAAUAAAGAUCGUAACAUAAUCAGCCAAGCUUUAGCUUUAACCAGAAACAGUAAAACGCCACCCUCAUCAGCAACAGGAAGAACUAGUAGAGAUUCCGCUGAACGAACGUCCACACCCCAACCAGCCCUAUCGUCUACACCCUUAGAUAACACAGUGUCGCCCCAUUCUGUCAAGGAAGAAUCUUCUUCAGACCUAAGACUAAAACAACAAGUAACGAACGAAAUAACAGGACCAGGCAUCCUUUUAGAUGAAGUUGAGGUAGCAAUACUGUCAUUCAAAGAUGAAAAGGCUGCUAGUCCAGAUGAAGUGCAGUCAAGGAUCAUCAAACUCUUUGAAGAUUUCAAAAAAGAAUUAACUAUGAUUUUCAAUGAAAUAUACAACAGCGGAAAACUACCCAAAGAAUGGUUGAGAUCAGAGUUUAUAGUUUUGCCAAAAAGGGUGCAAAAAAUGCAGUGA